GAGAAAAACUCUUUCACUCCGUCUCCUCAGUCCUCAGGUGCACAAGAGCAGCACAAAAUGCAAGCCACCGGGCAUUCAACAAGAAGAAACCGGUACACUUGUGACGUAUGUUAAUUUCUGGCGCAGAAUCAUAAGGAAAGCGACUCGAAUUUAUAUCCACGACUCAUUGAGGACAAAUAACAAGCCUGUGUUUGAAGUGUGUGUGAGUGCUCGCGCAGUCUCACUGCCGACGAAUUACAUUACCGCACGUUUGAACCGCACAGACUCACAUUUCAGCGCUUAUUGGAGUGUCUUGAAGGACAUGAGGUGGUUUGACAGCACAAUCAUGCCGUCGUUGAGGCCGUGAUUGAGUAGCAGUGCUCUAGGCCCCGUCUGAGCCUCCGGCACCCCACCAGGCAGCCGCAGCAUGUCCAGUUCGGGCUUUCCCCCCAGCCAGGGGUCAUUCAGCAGCGAGCAGAGCCGUUACCCACCACACUCAGUGCAGUACACCUUCAGCUCCACACGCCACCCGACGGAGUUCACAGUUCCCGACUACCGCAGCCCCUUGCAGGACCAGCAGCGCCGCAGACCUUCACUACUGUCUGAAUUUCACCCUGGGACUGAGAGGCCGCCGGAGCGCAGACAUGGUUAUGAGCAGCAGUUUCAUGCCGUACCAGGUCAGCAGGAUCAGGAAACUCUUGAGGCCAAGCGUCCCCGCGUCGAAAACUUAUCUGAAACACACUUUACUAGAGCUCAGCCCACCGGCAUCGUACUGGCCCCUCCACAUGCCAUACAGGACACCAUCAGGGCCUCUGGAGAGGUCAAGAAGGAAACCCAGUUUAGUGUGAAGGUGGAGGCCUCGUCCCCAGGUGGAGUUCCACAGGUGGGCGAAGAUGCGGACACGUCGCCCUCCAAACUCUCUAAAGAGGAGUUGAUUCAGAGCAUGGACCGUGUUGACCGUGAGAUUGCCAAGGUCGAGCAGCAGAUUUUCAAACUGAAAAAGAAACAGCAACAACUGGAGGAAGAGGCAGCAAAGCCAGUAGAGCCAGAAAAGCCGGUGACUCCGCCCCCUGUGGAACACAAACAUCGCAGCAUCGUCCAGAUCAUUUAUGAUGAGAACCGGAAAAAGGCUGAAGAAGCCCAUAAGAUACUGGAAGGGUUGGGGCCGAAAGUGGAGCUGCCUCUGUACAACCAGCCCUCUGAUACUAAAGUCUACCAUGACAACAUUAAAACGAAUCAGAUGAUGAGGAAGAAGCUGAUUCUGUUUUUCAAGAGGAGGAACCAUGCACGCAAACAGAGGGAGCAGAAAAUUUGCCAGCGGUAUGAUGAGCUGAUGACUGAGUGGGAGAAAAAAGUUGAGCGGAUGGAGAACAACCCCCGCCGUAAAGCCAAAGAGAGCCGUACACGUGAAUACUACGAGAGGCAGUUUCCUGAGAUCCGCAAACAGCGCGAGCAACAGGAACGUUUCCAGAGGUCAGCCAGGCCCCCCAGCUUCCGUGAUGACCCAAUGAACGCUCUGUCAUUCACACACAUUCACCGGGUAGGCCAGAGGGGGACAGGCCUGUCUGCCACCAUCGCAAGAAGUGAACACGAGAUAUCUGAGAUCAUUGACGGCCUCUCUGAGCAGGAGAACAAUGAGAAGCAGAUGAGGCAGUUGUCCGUCAUUCCUCCCAUGAUGUACGAUUCCGAACAGCGAAGAGUGAAGUUUAUCAACAUGAAUGGUCUGAUGGAUGACCCAAUGAAGGUCUACAAAUCCCGCCAGUUCAUGAAUGUCUGGACCGAACACGAGAAGGAGAUCUUCAAGGAAAAGUUUGUGCAGCAUCCAAAGAACUUCGGGCUGAUCGCUUCAUUUCUGGAGAGAAAGUGUGUGUCUGAUUGUGUGCUCUACUAUUAUUUGACUAAGAAGAGUCAAAACUAUAAAACUCUUGUCAGAAGAAAUUUUGGAAAUCGUCGACGAAGGAAUCAGCAGAUAACGCGACCUUCACAGGAAGACAAGACAGACGACAAGAACGAAGAGGACAAAUCGGAGAAAUCAGAGAAGAAAGAGGACGAGGAGAAGAAGGAAGAGGAGGAGAAAGAUGAAAAAGAGGACUCCAAGGACAUCAGUAAAGAUAAAGAGAAGUGUGAGGGAGAGGAGGAAGAGGGUAAGGAGCAGAGCACGCCACGCGGCCGAAAGACUGCCAACAGCCAGGGCCGACGCAAAGGCCGCAUCACCACCCGCUCCAUGGCCAAUAAUGAGGCUGCGUCUGUGGUGGCUGAAGAACCACCUCCACCACCACCUGAACAAGUUCUGCCAGAGCCAACACCCCCUUCUAAACCUGAGCAGGUGCAGAAACCAGCUCGAGAGGCUGCGAAACCCUCUCCCACAGCCAGCGCAGACACAAGAGGCGCGGUUGAAGCUGGAGAGACGUCUCGCUGGACAGAGGAUGAGAUGGAGAUCGCCAAAAAAGGGCUAGUUGAACAUGGUAGGAACUGGUCAGCCAUUGCUAAGAUGGUAGGCACUAAGAGUGAAGCUCAAUGUAAGAACUUUUACUUCAACAACAAGAGACGAUACAACCUAGACAACCUUCUACGGCAACACAAGGUACAGGGUUCCCGACUCCGUGGAAAUCGAGACUCAUCACAGAGUGAUCCUGCGCCUGAUGAGGACGAGGAGAGUGACGGUCCCGAUAACAGUUCGGACACAGAGAGUGCACCCUCUCCAUCUCAAACCGACCCCUCCAAAUCCUCUGACUCUCUAACUCAUCCCAGCUCAGCUCUGGAUGGCGCAUCAGACCUGGAUGUCACGACAUCCAAGGGCCCGGCGGCAGAUGCCAAAGGCCAGGAGCCUCUGUACAGCGAGCUGCGGGUGAAAGUAGAGAAGAGUCCCGAAGGAGGAGCUGGAGACGGGCUUCCUCAAGAUGAACGAACACACUCGGCAUAUGAAAUGCAGAUCCAUCCUAAGAGCGAGCCACAGGAUGUGGAGAUGACCACACCCAGCAGUGAAAGAGCACAGGUGCAAGUGAAGACUGAGCCAGAGGUCAAGGACAAGGAGGAGAAACAAGGGGAGCAGCAACACUCCGAUAAUGACUCUAGCGCCACCUGCAGUGCUGAUGAGGAUGUGGAGGCCGAACCUGACCGACAAAGACUUUUCUCUUUGGAGAAGCCAUCAUUGCUGGGCACUUCAGGCUCAGUGGUUGUGUCCUCAGCCAAACUCCUCAGCAUGCAGCAAAUACAACAGCGGGCCGCCACCAUCCCCCCUAUGGUCAGUCCCCAUAGCCUCUACCCCCACUUAGCAUUCAGAUAUGCCCCUCUGGACAGAGACAGGGCCCAGCCACCCCGCCACGUUUCAGCUCCAUUUGGUCACAGUGGUGUUCCCGGAGGUGCAUUGAGCGGCUUUGCAAUGUUCCAGCACCAAAUCAAAGCUGUGCAUGAGUCCGUGCAGGAGGACAAACAGAGACUGGACCAGAACGAGUCUGAUCGCAGACCACGAGUCACCACCCACAGCCCCACUGUACUGGACCGAGAAGGUAAGACAUUCGCUUACAUGCCAUAUGAUCUGAAGCUGAUGGAGCAGGAAUCUCAUGGUGGAGUGGGCAGACCAGGCUCUCCAUACAGACUCUCUCCUCGGGAGCCUAGCAAAGCCUCACCCCAGCCCGACGGCAGUAACGCCACCCGGUAUAGUGUACCUCCAGUUCUUCAGCCGGCACCAAACCAGGCAGUUCAGAAUCUUUCAGAUGUCCGCAUGACGUUCUCUCGCCACAGACCGGCCAACAUUCCGUCUCCUCCGCCCCUCAUUCCCACCUCCAAACCAACAGACAAGCCCUCCUUCAUUCAGGGGGGCUCCAUUUCACAGGGAACGCCAGGAACAUACCUUCCAUCUCAAACGCACGCAGUGUACGUACCGGAGGUAGUCAAGACCACAGGAGGAUCAAUCUCACUCGGCUUGCCAAGACAGCAGGACCCUGCCAAACCUGUGUCAUAUAUUAAGCAGGAGGAGUGUUCUCCACGUGGUCAGAGCGCUCAGGCAGAGGGUCUCUUAUCCAGAGCUCAGUAUGAGGGAGUGGUCAGAGGAGGACCCAUACAGAUUCAGGACAUGAGAGGGCCACCUGGAAAAGGCCCAGAGGGCGUGACCUUUAGAGGUGGCUCAAUUACACAGGGCACCCCUGCCCUGACUCAGUCCAAUGUAGCAGCGGAUCUCUUGAAAGGCACUAUUGCUAAACUGGCCACGGAGGACCUGAGCGGCCCAGAGAAGAGCCGAGCCGAAGCUUAUUCUAAAGCUCACGUCAUCUACGAAGGCCAAAAAGGACACAUCCUCUCUUUUGACGCUAUUAAGAACCCUAGAGAGGGCACUAGAAGCCCACGGAUGGGGCAUGAUCUCAAGCGCACAUAUGACAUCAUGGAGGGGUCCCGUGGACACCCAGCACGUGAGACGGCACCUUAUGAAGGAUUGAUCAGCAGAGCAUUGCCUAGAGAAAGUCCACACGAGUCAAAGGAUCGAUCCAUACUCGCAGGAUCCAUCAUGCAAGGAACUCCAAGAGCCUCUGCUGAAGUAUAUGAUGAGGCCUCCAAAUACGGUAAACAGAUCAAGAGGGAAAGCCCACCCAUACGCUCUUUCGAGGGAGGCAUCACGAAAGGUAAACCAUACGAGGGAGUGAACACCAUAAAGGAGAUGGGCCGUUCAAUUCAUGAGAUCCCACGCAAGGAGACCCAAGAUAGUCGCAAAACUCCUGUUCUGGAAGGAUCCAUUACUCAGGGUAUUCCUCUGAAGUACGAGAGCAGUACUGUGAACCCGUCAGCCAUCAAGCACAAUGUUAAAUCUCUGAUCACAAGUCCAGUGAAGAUCUCACACUCUGCCAUUGAGGCGGCCGAGCGAGAGAGGGCCAAGUACGAAGAUGUAAAGGCGUCCGAGCGCGUACGGCACACUUCUGUUGUAAACUCUACAUCUGUCCUGCGCUCCACACACACAGAGGCGGGAAAAGCUCAGCUCAGUCCAGGCAUGUAUGACGACAGCAAUGCACGCAGAACCCCUACGUACACCAGCACCUCCAUAUCCAGAGGAUCACCCCUACUGCGAGGGCAAGAGGGAAGUAUGACAACAGGUAAACCAGCUUCUCACGAGAGAAAGAGCGCACUGACCCCAACCCAGAGGGACAGUAUUCCUGCUAAGUCACCUGUGUCUGGGGCUGACCCUCUUGGCUCUCACAGCCCCUUUGACCCCCACCACAGACCUGUGGUACCUGGAGAGGUGUACCGGACUCACCUGCCACCACACCUGGACCACAGCAUCGCCUUUCACCACAGAGUCCUGGACCCAGCAGCGUACAUGUUCCCACGGCAACCGUCACCGACCGGUUACCCCAACACUUACCAGCUGUACACCAUGGAGAACACUCGGCAAACCAUUCUGAACGAUUACAUCACCUCGCAGCAGAUGCAGGUCAUACCGCGCCCUGAUGUUGCGAGGGGACUGUCGCCACGUGAACCGUCCAUUGCCAUCCCAUACCCACCAGCUAGAGGAAUAAUUGAUCUAGCCCAGAUGCCACCUACCAUCCUGUUACCUCACCCUGGGGGGACAGUUUCCCCCUCCCUGGACCGCAUCUCCUACAUCCCUGGACCUCAGACCCCUUUCCCUCCUAGGGCAUUCAACCCUGCCUCCAUAUCUCCAGGACAUCCUGCCCAUCAUAGUGCCACUGCAGCCAUUGUGGAGAGAGAGAGGGAGAGAGAGAAUCAGAGAGAGAAGGAACGCGAGAGAGAGAGGGAAAGAGAGAGAGAUCGAGAAAGAGAGAGAGAUCAGAGAGAACGGGAACGUGCUGCUGUAGAAUAUAUGCGUGGAGGUCCUGAGCAGCCUGGCCGACCAGGCAGCCGUAGUUUCCUGCGCUCCACCUCACCCUCUGUGCGAACACAGGAGGGCGUCCUCCAGCAGCGGCCGAGCAUCUUCCAGGGCACCAACUCUAAGAGCGUUAUUACACCACUCAUUAAAUGUCCAACUCUGUUUUGCUUGUCCAGGCAAAUGCCCUCACAAGCAGCUGCAGCUCAAGCCAACUCCCGAUACAGCAAUGCAGCUGAUGCCCUCGCCGCCCUGGUGGACGCUGCGGCCUCUGCCCCGCAGAUGGAUGUUGUGAAAGUCAAGGAGAGCAAGCAUAAUAACGGUAGCUCCCGGGAUGAUGACAUGAUGUCAUCACGGCGAGCAGCACAGGAGUCACAGGAGGUGGAGCGCCGUUCCAUGCAAUCACCAUAUGGGGAUGUGUCACUUCCUGGUGGGAAACCUUCCCAUCCUGUGUAUGCAGAGGGUGGAGGAGCUUCAGGGAGCAAAGAGAAAGCCCCACCCACAAAAUCACGCAUGGAGGAGGAGCUGCGCACACAUGGGAAGACCACCAUAACUGCUGCAAACUUCAUUGAUGUCAUCAUAACGCGCCAGAUUGCCCCAGAUAAGGACUCCCGUGAGAGAAGCUCACAGAGCUCUGACUCCUCCAGCAGCAUGUCAUCCAGUCGUUAUGAGGCUCAGGGUGGAAUUGAGGUGAUCAGCCCAGCUAACUCUCCAGCCCUGAGAGAAGAGAAGAACGAAGGACCUUUCCCAUCAGAAAAGAGCUCUCAGCCACCCACAGGAAUGAGGUUUGACAUUAACCGGUACAGGACAUCAGGAGAUUCAGGACCUUCUGCACCCCAGCAGCCUCCCUCCUCACAAGCAGACAGUUAUGGGCCCGUUCCUAAAACACACCGCAUCAUGACCCUCGCUGACCACAUUUCACAUAUCAUUACACAAGACUUUGCCAAGAGCCAGGAUCCUCCCCCAUCAUCCAGUUCACUGCCUUCCUCUUCAUCCUCCACAUUCCAGAGCUCUGGUGUGGGAGGUGUUGUUGGUCGAGUUAAACCCGCUAACCGCUAUAGCCCAGAAAACCCAGCUCCAACUACACACCACCAGAGACCACCAAGCAGAGUAUCUCCCGAGAACUCUUCUGAUAAACCAAGAGCCAGGCCAGGCAGGUCUCCUGAUCGAGGUCGAGGGCUGGUCGAGGGCAGCUAUGAGCCCAUCUCUCCUCCUCAGGGUUAUUCUGGGAUGGAUAAACAGGAGGCCAGUAUGCUGCAGAGUCAGAGACGAGAGCAGGAGCUCCCUGAACAGAGGAAUGACUCGCGCUCCCCAGGCAGUGGCAGUUACCUGCCCUCUUUCUUCACCAAACUGGAGAGCACGUCUCCUAUGGUUAUGUCCAAAAAGCAGGAGAUCAUCCGCAAAGCAGAAGUCGGAAAUGCUCAGCCAGGCACAGAGAUCUUCAAUCUCCCAGCAGUAACAUCAUCAAGCAGUGUAAACCCUAGAAACCACUCGUUUAGUGAUCCAGCCAGUAAUCUGGGUCUGGAGGACAUCAUCAGGAAGGCUCUGAUGGGGAACAUGGAGGAGAAGCAGGAGGACCAGCAGCAGCAGCAGCUGGGGACAGGAAACACCUCAGGAAGCAUGAGCAGUAUUUCAGAGAGCCGUCAGGAGGCCAGCCCGUCCCCUAACACAGGUUCAUACUCAGGAAAGCAGAAGCUUCAGAGCAAAGCUAGCAGCAGGAAAUCAAAGUCUCCAAACCCAGGCCAGGCAUACUCUGCCGGAGAGCGGCCCUCUUCUGUGUCCUCCGUUCAUUCAGAGGGUGAUUACCACAGACAGGCUCCCACCUGGGCUUGGGAGGACAGACCGUCAUCCACAGGUUCCAUGCAGUUCCCCUAUAACCCCCUGACCAUGCGCAUGCUCAGUAGUACCCCUCCCACCUCCAUGGCCUGCCCAUCUCCCUCCAUGCAGUCCCAGCAGCAGCCACAGGGUGGUGCCUCCGGCCCUGUGGCACCGACGCGCGCGUGGGAGAGAGAGCCGCCGCUACUGUCAGAGCAGUACGAGACCCUCUCGGACAGCGACGACUGAGGCAGGUGACCCGCCUCCCUCUCCUACUCAAGCGUCCAUGCCCCACUCCUGUUCACCUUCGCCCUUCUUUCGCUGUCUUUAUGAAUCCCACUCACUGCCACUCGAGAGUGAGAUUCUGCUGGGGAGGAGGUCGUACGUUUGGUGCUACUUUUGUGCCCACUGGUGGUCAGAGAGAGCAUUGCAGAGAGCCACUCAUUUUCAGGAUUGAACUGAUGCUUUGAUUUUUGGCUUGUUUGGGGAUAAGAACUUGAAAAAAAAGUCGUGGAAAAAACUCGAAGAGAUGUGGAAAGUCAAAUGGAUGAAGAACUUGUAAAGAGACUUGUUUGCUGAAAAUUUGUUUCUGUAAAGAUUUUUUUUUUUGUCUUUAAAAAAAAAGAAAAAAAUUCAAUGUAUGUAAAUAGUAACCUUUUGCAGUGUUUUUCAUUUAACUAAUUUUUUUCUGCAUUUUAACAUUGCUUUUUAAAUUUAUCCCAGUUGGAUGAAUGGGUGGAACAAGACACCGUGGAUUUUUGUGGUCAGUCGAGCGAAGAGCAUUGAGCUUCCCACAUCUGAAAGUUAAUGGUCUAAUCUAAACGACUCCCAACGAAACGCAAAUAGGACUUUGUUUGCUCCAUCAGAUGUGGACCCUGUCUAUGCAGCAAUGUUGAGAUGUGUUCUGCCCUGUCACUUCAGGGAGGAAGUCACAAUCGUUCAUCAACUGUUAAAGGAGGACAGGACUAAAUGAAAGACGCCAUCCGCCUUUUCUGUUGUAGGAGUUUUGUUCACCGUGAAACUUCAGACAUGAGAUGAAUGUUUCUUCUGUUUUUCUCUCGCUUUUCUUUUCGGCUUGGUUCUAAUCUUCAGCAGUGGCCUGUUGCAGAACUGUUCAGAGUGUUUGGCCCUACAGUUGAAUGUCUGACAGUUUGGCAUGACUCGUCAUCUUUAAUUUGCUAACCGUUCUUGCGGGGCUUUUCAUCAAGGUCCGCCACCUUUCCCCAGUAACCCCUUUUCUUUUUGAAGAAAAAUAUGUUUCUGGAGGGAAAUCCUCUAUUACUAGUCAUAAAGGAGCACAUAUAACAUGUGUAUUCUGUCAAAAUGUGUGAAUUUUUUUCUUCUUCCCCUAGACCACAAAACAAAUACAAAGACAAAAAGAUGAAGUACCAAACUUGGUACAUCUCUGCACCAUUGUUGCACUUUUUUUCUUUAGUAAUUUUGAGAAGCUUAAAAUCAUACUACCUUUAAUCUAAGUUAUUCAGUGUCAUGCAGACGUCUGCAAUGCUUUCAGAUAUGUUCAUGUUUUGUUCACUUACUCCAUCUGCAUCUUCAACUCUUGGAAAUUUGACUUUUUUUUUUUUUUUUAACUUGGAUUAAGCAUAUACAGUCGGUACCAUUUAUCUCAGCUGCUGCACUCGUUCAGAGAUCUAAGAAUCUCUGUCUGAAAGUGAAUAAGCUCAAUUUUAGUGCAGAAAUAGUUGAAUGGGAUGAAAGCUAAUGGAGGUCCCUGAUAUCUGAAGGCAUCUCUUGAUCCUGCUUUUUUCCUCUUUAUGUGCUUCUGCUUUGUUCAAAUAACACCACCAGUCUGAUCGUUAUUUUCAUAUAAUGGUUUCAUUUUCUUCAGAAGUUUUAAAAACAAUGUUGAGCUCAUGUUAGGAUUUUUUUCCACAUUCUUUCUUUUUCUAUGAUUUUCAGCAUCAAUGUUAUAUUCAUCCUGUUUGAACGGGAUGUCAAGUGUUUACAAUGGCGUUGACAAAAAUGGUGAAACUUGAAUCUUAAAGACAAUUAAAAUUGCUCAUCAUGUCAGUCUAUUUUCCAGUUUAGCUUUGCAAGGGUGACUUUCUUUUUUUUCUGGUCAGUUCAGAAUCAAGACUUGAAAAAAAAUAACUUGUCCCCUGAUUUUGAAAUCCAAUGUUUGUAUCACUCUGUCUCCUCAGUAGUGGAUGAGAAAUGUGCAGACCAAUCAAUAAAGUAGAACAGAGCUCCACUUCUCUGAAACAUACAGCGCUGUA
Molecule: messenger RNA, 9837 nt
Organism: Megalobrama amblycephala (Wuchang bream)
Lineage: Eukaryota; Metazoa; Chordata; Actinopteri; Cypriniformes; Xenocyprididae
Gene: ncor1
Product: nuclear receptor corepressor 1
Exons: 48
Coding region: 407-7852 (2481 amino acids)
Biological process (GO): negative regulation of transcription by RNA polymerase II
Molecular function (GO): transcription corepressor activity; nuclear thyroid hormone receptor binding
Source: RefSeq, a predicted model, not a curated record